UGAGCAGCAGAUGCACAUUGCCUUCCAAAUUGCGACAUAUUUAGCUAUCAUGGCUAUCAAGCAUACGCGUUCUGCCAACGGGGAGAUGACAGUGGAAGACUUCAAGGAGUGGCUAAAGAACUUCGACAAAGAUAAGGAUGGACGCAUUAGUAGAGAUGAACUACGUGAUGCCAUCCGUAGCAAAGGAGGGAGGUUCACCACCUGGAAGAGCAGUCGUGGGAUCCGGCAUGCCGACUCGAAUCGCAACGGGUUCAUCGAUGAUGCCGAGAUUGAUAACCUUGUCGCGUUUGCACAGAAACACUUGGGCAUGAAGAUCGUCCCAUAUUAGCUCCUGGACCAGAUAGUUUGAUUGCUAUAUAAACUAGUAUGGUCUUAUCUACCAGUUGGACAGUAUGUUUUAGUUGCAUACUAGUAUUGUGAUCAUAUGUUUUCCACUCCAAACGUGACUUGUGUGGCAUGGUAUUGUGAAAGGCAUUGCAUCAUAUUUGUCAAUGAUUUUUCUUAAUUUUUAUAUAAAAGGGUGCAGAUGGUAGGUGGGAAGAAUAUAUGACUUUGUAUAAUGUAAUUUGCUUUCGUUCU
Messenger RNA from Phoenix dactylifera (date palm), 579 nucleotides. Its product is annotated as calmodulin-like protein 5. The record is from RefSeq and is a predicted model, not a curated record. Gene Ontology annotation, molecular function: calcium ion binding. Lineage: Eukaryota; Viridiplantae; Streptophyta; Magnoliopsida; Arecales; Arecaceae.